Molecule: messenger RNA, 1868 nt
Organism: Vespa velutina
Lineage: Eukaryota; Metazoa; Arthropoda; Insecta; Hymenoptera; Vespidae
Product: E3 ubiquitin-protein ligase MARCHF8
Exons: 5
Coding region: 646-1563 (305 amino acids)
Biological process (GO): protein polyubiquitination; immune response; antigen processing and presentation of peptide antigen via MHC class II
Cellular component (GO): late endosome membrane; cytoplasm; lysosome
Molecular function (GO): zinc ion binding; MHC protein binding; ubiquitin protein ligase activity
Source: RefSeq, a predicted model, not a curated record
UCGCAGUAUUAUCUUUAAAGAAAUAUCAGAUUUGCGUGCUUGAUAAUAUUAUUGUAUAAUAAUUAAAAUUUGCUUGUAUAAUGUAUAAAUUUUCCUAAAUAUCGUGAUAUAGAUAAAAUUAAGAAGAGAUUAUGAUUGUGAUUGGUGUUCGUGUUUGUUAUUGAAAUGAAUAUGUUAAUUAUCUCAUAAGAUGGUGGUUAUUUAAUAUUGUGAUUUUUUUAUGUCGGGUAUAUCAUUAUUAGAGUAUAUCAACGGAUGAGUAUGCAUUAUAAAAACAAAUGAGACAUAAUAAUAGGUUGUCCUAUUAUAUUUACUUAUACCAAAGAAGAUUUCUGAAGUGAAAAAUAGCGUGAAAUGCAAUGCAUUAAUCAUAUUCGUUCAUUCUCUAAUUAAAGUCUAAGAAUUACUGCAAUGUUUUCAUAACUUAUCUACAAUUGGUAAUACUAAAAUAAAAUAUGAUUUUAGGUUGGUUUCCACAUAUUCCAAUUAAAUAUGUAAAGAUACAAACAACAUUGUUUGAUACUGUUGAUUUCUUGGAAUAUAUUUCAUCAUGACAUUACACAAAAGGUGCAAAGAAACACUUAAAAAGAUGUAUCAAAUAAAAGUCUUUUUUCACUGAUCACAACUUAUUGAGAUUGGAGAGUGAUGCCGGUUCAUCAGAUCAAUGUUAAUCCGCCUGACUGGCAACCACCUCUAUCUCUUGGUCCUUCCACAAAUAAUAGUCCUGCUGGAGGAGAAGGAUUACCAGAAUGGACUCCACGGGAAUCAGCAUAUGCCACAGUUGUUACGAUCAUACCAGAGCAUUGCCAUUCAUCUGUAAGCACACUAUCUUCGAGCAAUCAUGAUAUUUGUCGAAUCUGCCAUUGCGAAGGUGAAGAAGGUGCUCCAUUGUUAGCACCAUGUUAUUGCAGUGGUAGCUUACGUUAUGUGCAUCAGGCAUGCCUCCAACAAUGGAUAAAAGCAUCAGAUACACGUGCUUGUGAAUUGUGCAAAUUCACAUUUAUCAUGCAUGCUAAAACAAAACCUUUUUAUGAGUGGGAAAAAUUAGAAAUGUCUGCUUUGGAGGUACGUAAAUUGUGGUGUGCAGUGGCUUUCCAUGCAGUAGCUGCACUUUGUGUAGCUUGGUCCUUAUACGUACUUGUCGAACGUUCAGUGGAGGAAGCUCGCCGUGGAUUUGUAGAUUGGUCCUUUUGGACUAAACUAAUUGUUGUUGUAAUAGGCUCUACUGGAGGUUUAGUUUUUAUGUAUAUUCAAUGCAAAGCAUAUAUUACAUUAUGCAGAAAGUGGCGAGCAUUUAACAGAGUGAUAUUUAUUCAAAAUGCUCCGGAGAAAGUGGUGCUUCCUCCCUCACCUACAGACUCUUUAAGAGAAAUGUCAUUGCCUCUAAAGGAUCCAACUGCCUCCAUGCCAGAGCUCAAUCGUACCCUAUUGCCCCGUACUAUAGAUCCUCCAUGUGCCUCACAAAUGGUAAAACCAGAAUGUGUUGCGCCUUCACAGAGGCAUGACGCCCAAUUAAAACUUUAUGUCUUUGAUAAAUUGUCUUCUUCUGAAGACAAUCUAUAAUAAACUAAAAAUGAAACGAAUGCUAACUACAUGAAUGUAAUUGGCAAAGUUUAAUUUACGUAUAAAUGAACGGGUGAAGUGGUGAUUUUAGAAUAUACAUAUUACGAUUUCGAAAAUUGAAAUUCCCUUUUCGAAACCGUCAAAUAUCCGCCCCCGUGAAGCACUUUUAUUUGGAACUUAGUACUUCAGUGCUUACAAUAAGAAUGGGAUAGCUGAAAGUGCUCGGUUAAAAUACUGACAUUUUUCUCAGACAAUUGUGUACAUAAUUAUUGUAUCUGUGAUGUUAUUAAAUAAACUUUACCAUA